AUCAGGUGAAAGCUGUCCACAACUCUCAAUGUUUGCUAAGCUCUCAACAACUCAAAACCUCUCUUCCUAUCUUUCUCCUCUGGUUUUGUCGGUUGAAUAUGAAGUAGAUGGCAAUUCCUGAAAUGGGGUUGUUCAGGUUUCUUAAACUUAGUGUUUGUGUUGCCGUGAUGGUGGCGGGUGCACUGAACUUUGCUGACUCAGCUGUUUACAUUCAUUUUGAUCAAACUCCCCCAGCAUGGUCAAGGUCCUCCACUUCUAGUUUUCGGUACUCGGUUGAAAGGCCUGAUGGUUCUAAUGCUUGCAGGAAUAAUAGUUGUUCUAUUUACUGUGAGUUGGACGGCCAGCGAUUGAGACCAUGUCAUGCUGGUACCAUAGUACUGAGAAACUUAACUGCAAAUCAUGAGCAUAACUUCCUUCUCAACGUCACAACCCGAAAUGGAGAGAAAAACUCUUCAGCUUAUUCAUGGUUUAUCGAUAAAAUCCCACCAACAGCAAUUAUUUCAAGUGAACAGAAUUACACAAGUGCGGAAAAAAUUACAAUUGACAUUACAUUCAGUGAAGCUUGCACUGGACAUGGUGGCUUCAAGUGUGUGAACUCAUCAAACUGUGAUGUUACUGUUGACGGUCCAGCUCAUGUCCAAGCAUCCUCGUUAAGCAUCAUUAAACCCAACAUCAAAUACAGUCUCCUACUAGUUCUAUCCAUGAAACACAGAUAUGGGCGUGUAGUGGUUAGAAUGGCAGAUGAUUUUUGCAAGGAUCGGGCUGGAAACAAUUUCACCAGGAGCAAUGCUUCCACUGCAAUUAUUCACUUUGAUAGACGACCGGUGCUGGUUGAUCUUUCGUCAUCUGUUCCAUCAAAUGAGUUGGCAAUCAAUGGGGUUCCCAGGACUGUUUUUGCAACUAACAGAAUGAAGAAUUUGGAGGUGUACUUGGAUUUCAGCAUUCCAGUCGUUAAUUCAACAGAGCAGAUCCUAACUGCGUUAUAUGUGAAUUCUGGUAGUCUGAUACCUAUUCACGAGAGAACUCAUGGAAAUCGCCGAUUUGUUUUUUGUCUCAAGAAUAUUGCAUCAGAUACUGAAAUCAUCACAGUCAAACUACAAGCUGGCUUAUUGAUUGGCAGAACAAGCACUCCUGUCUCACCUGUUGCAGCACUUACAUUCCUCUAUGAUUGCACCAAGCCUGGAGUAGGCCUAAGUACCAGUUCACAAAAUGUCACGAAGGAGUCCAAUAUCAAUGCAAUUGUUGAGUUCACAAAGCCAGUUUUUGGUUUUGAAGCCUCCAUGGUAGAAGUGAAUGGAGGGAGACUCAUAAGGUUUAAAGAACUUUCAAGAGCUCUUUACUCGUUGACUGUUCUGGCAGCAAGUAAUAGUAAGGUGUCAAUUACCAUUCCUGAAGCGAAAGUCAAUGAUAUUUCAGGAAAUUUGAAUCUGGCAUCUAAUAAACUUGAAAUGUUUCACUAUUCAACACCUGCAAUAUCAACAGCACUGCACUCGUUUGUGACUUCGGGAGUCUUAGCAACAACACUAGCUGCUGCUAUUCUUUCACUUUCCUCCACAAAUCUUGGAGCAAUAACUAAACUUAACUCUGCAAGUAAUAAUUUUGUAGCUUCUGAUCCAUCAAUGAAUCUACAUGGAAUGAUAGGACACCUGCAAGUGUUUGUCCUUUCAGACUGGCUAUUGUCUGAUCAACCCAUUGAAUAUUCUGAGACAACAAAAGGCCUUAGGUGGCUCAUACCUCGACAGAAACUUCCGUGGAAAAGGUAUGGCUAUUCAAUUUGGCCUAACAAUGUUUAUUUGGAUCAAGGGAGGUUCGUGAAGAGAUCCAGUAGCUGGUUUAGCGGAUACCUUUCUCAUGAGAGAGCUUACCAUGACAUUGGCUUAGAUAACUCAUCUUACUUGCAACAAAAGUUACUAUUUCCAACUGAAAUUGACUCAAAGUUCAGUUGGCUCUAUGGAAGGCAAAACAUAAGCAAAGAAGACUCUCCUUUUGGGCUACCUCUUAAUUCAAAUGAAUACUUCACCUUUUUCUUGAGGGGAGAGCCAUUAUCUGCUAGCAAUGUUGUCAAGAAAUUGGAGAAUUACAAAGGUUGGCAGGACAUGGCAAUGAACUUGUUCUGGCUGAGCAUAGGAGUGGGUGGCCUGCUAAUAGUUCAUUUUGCACUGUUAGUUUUCUUAAGAUGGAGGAUAGGGACAGCAGCUCAAGGGAUACUUUCAGUUCCGAGGUUUGAACUCCUCCUUUUAAUUCUCAUGCUACCGUGUAUCUCCCAGUCUUCUGCAUUUCUAAUAAGAGGUGGUACAAUCAAGGGGAUCAUCACUGGAGCUUUGUUGCUAGCCAUCCCUGCAGCAUUUAUUUUAUCUGUAUGCCUUUUCCUCACAAUUGCAGUCUUCACUGGCAGCCUUGCUCAGUACAAAGAAAUCAGACAUGCCACUGCAGAGGAAAAAUGGCAUAAAAAACUGUGGUUCUUCUUAGUGGGGAGGCCUGCUUCUGGAAAAUGGUUUUAUAUGGAUGGACUGCCUUCAUCAUUCCUCUCUCACUUUGGCAUUCUAUUCGAGGAUCAGAAGGGUCCUCCUUUGUUUGUCUUUGUUGACCAGAAUGACUCAAACACUAUGCCUAGGUGGGUUGGAAGUGGCCAAAAUGGAAUCGGAAGAUUGAGGGCUGUCAGCUCAGAUGACACCCAUGAAGAAAUGAAAAUUUCCUUGCCUAAGAGGUUCUUAGGUUGUGCUAGAUCUUCCUAUAUUAUUGUUGACCUUUUAAGAAGAGUCUGCUUGGGAGUAAUCUCUGGAUCCUACUCAUCACACAGAUCAAGCCAAAGCGUUUGUGCAUUGACGAUCACACUGGUGCAGUUCUUAUGUUUAUUUACUCUCAAACCACACAUCAGAAGGGGAGUUUACAUAGUGGAAAGCAUUUCUCUGUUGAGUGAGGCAGGCGUCUUUGGUCUGUCCAUCAGUAUGAAUAAAUCAAAUUCAAUCAGAGAAAAAACUUUGGGACUUCUAAUGCUGGCUCUCCUUUUCCUUUCCUUUGUUUCUCAACUUGUAAAUGAGUGGUAUGCACUGAUAAAAUGCCUUCUAAAUAUCUCUCAGCCACAUAAGAAUUCUUUUAAACUCGGGUUGAAGUUUGCUGCUAAGGGUCUUCUCUUGCCUUUCCUCCCAAGGAAGCAUUGGUCAAGAGUCAUUCCUGGUUCCUCACAAGCAAAAUCAGUCUUAGUUCCGGCCCUUCCUCAAAGUAGGGAAACUGAAAUUGUAAGAAGAGAUCACAGGGAACCUCAUGGCGGCCAAUUUGGUUCCAUGACUGCAACAGUAGUCCCUCUUCUUAGUCCUGAUUCACCAAUUAUUAAAGCAACAGGCACAGCUGCAGAGACAACUCUUACCGUGCAGAAACCAGGGGAAAGUAAAAGGGGAAAGGGACUUAAAUUUGAUCCGAGGAAUGAUCUGAAGAAACUAAGAGAGUUGGCAAGGGCCAGUUUCUCUGGGAAUUCAAAGGAUGAGGAAACUAACACCAGCUAUAGAUACAGGUUACAAUCUUUCUCUCCUGAAACUGUCUCCAAUGAUCCUCAAACCUCCACUUCUAAAAUUACAAAGUGAAUAACUGAUGUAUAGACUAAUAUGGCUGCAGAAUAAACAAAUGGAUGUCCAACUUUGUCCUGUGGCAAAGAUCUUUCUGUUCUUAUAGAAUUGUAUCUGGAUUUAGAUAUGCUUAAUUUAUAAUCUACUAACCUUGUAUUUACACAUAUCAGCUAGCAAAGAGCAUCUUAUAUCAAUGUUGAUCAAGUUUCAGAAAACCUAGUACAAUAUUUCUGAAUUAUUGCCUCAAUUCAGCAUUCAGUUUCCUUGAAUGUCAACAGAAAUUUAUUUGAUUUAAACUCAAAAUUCUGUCCCAUCCAUGUUGCUAAUACAACUAACUGCUAGUAUGAGCUACAAACAAGAAUUGAAGAAGUCAAAUGCUCUAGAGCAAAUAGUUAAAAGUUGGACGGAUGCGUUGGCUGCAUACAACGGCGAUCAAUCUGCUGCAGAAGACAUAUUAAAGAAGAACAUGUUGCAGGUCUUGUAUCCUAGCUUUUGGCAAGUGGAGAGAUUUUUUGAGCUCUCCGUUUGUUGUUUUACUGUAGGGUGUUGCUUUUGAUUUUGGCUCAAUGUUUUUAGUUUUGAUGAAUCUCUUGGAUUCUUUGUUGUGUUUCUGUUGGAACUAGGAUGAUCUUUUUGUAUAGGUGCUUUCUUUGUUCAUGGUGAUGUGUUGCCAAUUGCUUUUUGGGCAGAGUCUCACAGGUUAUGAUUGUAUAAACUUCACCCAUCUAAGGCAACUAUUAUUCCACCAAGAGUCCUUCGUCAAUAAGGACUUAAGACUUGAAGUGGCAGGUUGAUGGCUGGCUUUAAUAAUAUAUCACCUUAAAAAAAACAGUUGGAUGGAUAAGAAUGUUAGAUGAAAUGGAAGAAAAGCCACAGUGAUGAAACCACAGAUGCCAACAUACUAAAAAUCAGAAGUUUUCCUUAUGGCCCUCCAUACUCAUCAAAAUUUGGCAGAUUCUGCCCGUAAUCCCUAAGUUCUGAUAAAGAUUCUUCUUCUAAUUCUUGCCUUUUUGGUGGCAUUAUCAACUGAGUAAGGCCAUGUACGAUGAGGCAAUGGCUAUUAUACAUUUCCGGGAAGAUCACUGGAACAUCAUUAAGGAAAACGAUAUCUCCUGAUUUGGUCACAUUGAUCAUGAACCCUUUUGCGAAAAGUAGACCAAACUGUUCCAUCAUUGAGCCCAGACAAAUCUUUCCAUGGAAGCAACCUGGGAACUACAUGUCUCCGGAAUAUACCCGCUAAAAGAUCUUAUGCCCGCUUCUAUUGCUUCAUCAACUGAUGCAAAGAUUGUCAAUCUUGUCCGAGGACUGAACCCUCCUAAUUGGAUACCAAGAAACGUGGCCAUGUUUGUAUAACCCCUGGACAUCAACAAAUCCGAAGCCUGAUCGUAAAGAUCAACAUCAAAACUUGCCUCUUUGUAAAAUGAAUCAGCAUCAUGCUCCACAGGAAAACAAGGAAGGAUCUCAAAAGAUGGAUCAAAGAAAUCAUCUGUUCCCUAUAUUAUCAGCGCCCCAUCAUCGAAUAUGACUGAUUUUGGGAUCAAGACAUUAUUAAUGGAAAUCAUGGCACCAAAACUCUUAACAGUACUGACGAUCAAAGAAUAAUUCGACGACAAUUUAGGUAUUCUUGCACCGGAAGGAAGGAUCUUGAGGGUUUCAGCGGAGAGUCCUGUUGAGGAGAUAUGAUACUGAAGUUGGACAAGAGAAGACUGGCCUGACUGAGCGAAAGCAGAUUCCGAAGGAGCAAAAAUGGUUGCUGUUGACGAUUCAAGAUUGAGAAUACCAGAUGCGAGGUGACGAGUUGGCCCCAUGGAGAGAUACCCAGAGUCUGACAACGGGAAGAGGAUGAGAGUCAAGAAUUCUUUAACGUCAUGAGAGAGCGUAUGUGCUUUAAAGGGUU
Messenger RNA from Theobroma umbraticum, 5460 nucleotides. RefSeq lists its product as uncharacterized. The record is from RefSeq and is a predicted model, not a curated record. Lineage: Eukaryota; Viridiplantae; Streptophyta; Magnoliopsida; Malvales; Malvaceae.